This is a messenger RNA of Acanthaster planci (crown-of-thorns starfish), 7767 nucleotides long. Its product is annotated as somatostatin receptor type 5-like. Lineage: Eukaryota; Metazoa; Echinodermata; Asteroidea; Valvatida; Acanthasteridae. Gene Ontology annotation, biological process: neuropeptide signaling pathway. Gene Ontology annotation, molecular function: neuropeptide binding; G protein-coupled receptor activity. The record is from RefSeq and is a predicted model, not a curated record. Gene Ontology annotation, cellular component: plasma membrane; neuron projection.
GGGGAGAACCCUGGUUGCAGCAUGCAUUCAGUCAGUCAGUGCGUUGGGCAACCAAUAGAGCCAGCUCCACCGUUAUCUUUUACGCAGUAAAAGACAGAAGUAUGUAGAAGUUCUUUGCCUCAUUGCUUCUUGAGCAGAAUUGAAUGGACUGCAUACAGUUCAGCUGGGAACAUUGACUAAAAGGUGGAGAAUCAGCAGCCAGUAUCUUACAGUUCGAUGCCAGAAACUGUUUUCUUGGACAGCACCAGUGUGGGGACUCGACCAACCCAGGAAACAUGGUUGUCUUCUCUCAUCAGUUUUGAACUUUUUUAAGCUUCUCAUUUACGCUGAUUGCACUUGCUAAUCAUGCUGCCCUGCUGGGAACUUGAAUGGAUGACAAGUAGUGCAAAACAGCAUUGGCGGUUCUCUCAAAAAACUUCACAGUGAUUGUCAAAUUAUCCAAAAGAGAUACCUAGACUGGAACGGCACAUGUGCGUCAGAGUAAAACGACAUGAAUGGUUUUCAUUAUCAUUCUCAGCCCAGCUCCCACAAGACUGAAUGCGGUUUUUGAAAUAUGCCCUAAAUUACCAGCAUCUUCGAUGUGUUAGUCAGCAUGAAUCUCUGAGUGCAGAACUAUGCACAGUGGGACAGACAAAGCCUUGCCCAUGCUUUUCAACGAACCUCACUACAUGACGUAGCGAUACUUUUCUGAUUAAGAACGUGAAUUUUAUCCGUCUAUUGACCCAACAAAAGCACUGCUGCCAUCCUGUGAUUGGUUUACUGACUGCGACGAGCAUCCUUCCGUUUUGUUGGCAUCUGAAGAGAAAAUCCUGUAACACGAUCUCAACUGUUGUACUUGAUGAUAUGCCAGGUCAUAGACGUCACCUCUGCCAAAGAUAAUCCUCCAAGCCGUGAAGUUACAUAUUCCAGGCCAAGCAUUUACUGUAAAAACACAGCACCAGCCGACCCACGGGGUGUUUGUUCCCAGCACUGACUGGAAACUACACGCUGUGAGAUCCUGUGUCCUUUCAGAUGCUAUUUAAAUCACCUACGAUUCUAAGGUUUCAGCAGUCUGCCGUUGGUGUUUGAAUGUUACUCCGAGGGAGGGCUAUUUAGACCGAGCUCCUUCAUUGUUGAGUCACAUGUGUACAAUUGAUCCCGGUUAAAACUUCUACUUCAUGGUUUGCCUGCAAGAAGUCUGUCACGUGCAGGGACAGCCAGUUUUCCAGUUUUGCUUUGUAUUUCAGACUAAUUUUUGCAUCCAUCCAUUUGGAGGGAAUGUUUUCAACCAGGCAAACUAGAGGAAAGCGACAUUAAGGCUCACUCGCCCAGUGACAGUAGACGGCUAACUUGAUCUAUCGCACGGGGUAAUCAAUUUAACAUUGAUCCUAUCGACGAGUAAGUCAAUCAGUCUUUUACCAGUGGCCGGUAGCAAACGUUGGAUCCUCCAUCAUUACUUUCAAAGCUGCCCGUAUGAAGCAGUGGACGUGAGUAUAUAUUGCCAACCCAUCUGCUGCUACAGUGAAGCAUACCCCCCCACAAACAGAUGCUAAUGAAAUCCCUAUCAUCACUGUCCAUUGAAAUCAGCCCAAUGGGCUGCUUUUUUUGCAACUGUGACAAGAGAAUUGAAGACAGUUCAUUUUACUGGAAAUUGUCGCCCUCAGCCGGACACAGUUCUCCUUCCGUCAGAAGAAGCUGAAGUACAUGCAUUUUCCUCAAACUAUUUUUACCCUGCAGGGGAAAUUUGAAAAAAAGUGUAAAGAGCUUGAAAAUCAGGAGGAGAACAGAUCAAAUUCUCUCUACCCAUUAGCCCCGGGAUUUUUCAACAUUGUGCAAACGGCUGCAAUUAUCACAAACAUCUUCGGCACUUUCUCUCUCUCUCUGAAGCCAGCCUUGGUGGUAAGUGCUUUCUGUGUAUUGACAGAGCAGUUUGGGUUACUUUCAUUUGUCCCCUGCCCUCUGCAGAUCUUGAAAUGUUGCUGAGAAAAACAGACUUGAACAAAAUAGUGACCAAUCUGUGUUUUCACUUCCUAAAUGAUCAGCUCAACCGCACUGAUUGACUACUUGUUUCACAGUCUCUGCUCCUGAGAAACUCCGGUAUCAACCAAUUUCACAGAUCAGUUUGUCAUUUCAUCCAGUCUCCCACUAAACUAACAAACACGACGGCCUGCAUAAUGAACCACGACGUGUAAAUUACACAUACUGUUAGUCUUCAGUAACACACUGUGGAGCUAGAAGAACUGAACAAAAGUCAGUGUUGGUCACAGAUCCUGUUGACUCUGGAGAAGUUUUACCCGCCCUUUGUCCCUUGUCCAAAUAUGUUAUUGUAUAUGUCAAAAUCAAGUCUUUGCCAUAUGCUUGUUGACUACGGUGAACAAACAACCACCAGAAGAGAUUCACACAGGUUUUUGGGGCUGAAAAUAUUUGUUGCCACUGACUGGGCAUAUUAGUGAAAACUGUCAGACUUGAGUGAAGUUUGUGAUUGUAUUAAACAUGGCAUUGGAGAAAGCCUCAAGCAUCAUGUUGACCACCACGGGAUACACAGAGGAGCUGGCAUUGGGAAUGGGAUUGAACAACUCAGAUUUGGAUGCUCCACACCCCUUAUCAGGCCUUCAGGGUGUGUCCUUCAUCGUGACAUGUAUCCUGUGCAGUAUGGGAUUGAUUUGUAAUGGCUUCAUCAUUGUCAUACUGAUCCGAUUCCCCAACAUGAAGACCCUAGCCAAUAACUUCAUCCUUAACCUGGCCCUGGCGGACUUCUUCUUCAUGAUCUCCUACUUGUUCAUGGGCCACCAAUUUAAAGUUGGUCAGUGGGUCUUUGGCACCUUCCUGUGCCGUUUGAUUGUGCCCUAUGAUGCCAUGACCCAGUUCGUGGUCAUCGACUUUGUCAUGAUCAUGAGUGUGGAUCGCUACUUUGCCAUCUGCCUUCCCAUCAAGUCCAUGAAUUUCCGUACCUUGCGCAAUGGCCGCAUCACAAGCGGGGUAAUAUGGUUGGUCGCGAUACUCUCCACACUGCCCAUGUGGAUCUACACCGAUCAUGUUUGCUUUGUUGACAAGUGCGUGUGCCUGGCUAAGGUCUCAUCUGCUCCCAUUGAAGAAUCCAACAACCGCUGGUGGAUCAUCUACACUGUCAUCAUCGGAUUCUGUGUACCGCUGGUCAUUAUUUGUAUCUGCUACCUUCUUAUCCUUCACCAGCUCUUGAUCAACCCAAUGCAGGAUUCUAGCUGUAAGAACACCAGCCGACGAGCUGCUCGUCGGGUGGCCAUCCUGGUCAUCUGCAUCAUCAUUGUCUUCAUCCUCUGCUUUCUCCCCUUCUACGUGGUCCAGUUUAUCAUCACCACCUUGGAGUCCCACACUAAUGCCCUAGCCAUAUCCAGCAUCAUAACCUUGCAUCUCAUGUACUCCCACAGCAUUAUAAAUCCCAUUGUCUACACACUGGUGGGUGAGAACUUCCGCAAGAACAUUGCCUUCAUUUGCUGCAGGCGGCCACGCAAUGCUACCGGUAUGUAUUCCCGCCAGAGUAGCAUGCGUACGUCAAGCUUUCACAGUCGCCGCAUGCGCAACUCCCUGAAAUCCACCAACAGCAACGAUCCGGCAGGUUUGCGCCCCCACAAUGGGUACUAUGUCCAUCUGGACACCAGCCAACACCGUGGUGCCAGGGAAGAUCCAGUGUAAUUACGUGUAAAUUAUGUAAAUUAAUGUACAUCAAAUAGCACUUUAACUUGUACAUUUCAUAUAAAAAAUAAUGUUUAGAUAGUACUUAAAAUCUCGAGUGCCAUGUACAGUACAUGUGUAUUUCUAGUUGCUUGAAAAGUGGCUUUUUAUAUGUAAAUAAGGCAGCAAGUUAUUUAAAAAAGUGAAUGUACAUGUAUAAUGUAGUUAUAACCUAAAACGAAGAUACAGUACGAGGUUGAAGUGCCAAAAUCAUUCAAUACCGGUAUGUAGCGCCACACGUAGGUCACAUUUUCCAUGAACUGCAGUCACUUUUAGUAUAUUUGGGUGUUAUUAUUGUAUUUUUGCCCAUUGAUUUGUGCUAGUUGUGUUGUUGUUAAAAGUUUGUUUACGAUUUUGGCAUGGAAAUGGACUGUCCAGCAUGGCAGUCUACUAAGCCUAACUUUUUUCUCAGCAGAAAUCAGUCACCAACCCAAAACCACCUGAUUUUUUUUUAAUUUGUAGUUCCCCGUUUGAUGAUGUUAGCUUCAGUCAAUUAAGAACAAAGCAUAUGUAGCUGAGCAGUGUCUCCUAUUUGUGGGCUGUAUGAGAUCAGGAGCUGGUCUGUUCCAUUUGGAAUGAGAUUCAGAUUUUCAGAAUAAAAUUUUGAAAUCUGAUAUGUGCCUGUGCUUCUUAUAGAGUACUGAAGUGCAUAGGUCAUGUGCACAUUUGUGUGCAAAAGGCUCUGGUGCAAGAACCAGUAUGUUAAACCAACAUGCUCCACCUCUCCAUUUCGUUUGGACUGCACUUCCAGGUUCAAAAUGACAUCACACUUUGGUACUCUAUAGGGCAUAAAGUUCUCUCCUUGUAACGAUUUUCUUUUCAAUUCAUGUUUGUUCAAAAACAUGGUUUUUAUGGUAGAUAAUGCUUAACAGAUGUGUAUAUGUACCUGUACAUGUGUGUUGUUUUCGAUUUUGUGAAAGGGGUUGGGACCAACAAGCACAGGCAAACCUUCCAAUGUUCCCCACAUUUCCACAAAGGAUCUUGUAAAUAUGUACAUUGCAAAAUUUCACAUAAAGUGCAACUUCAAGUAAAUAUGUGUAAUUAUCUUUGAUCGAAAAGCUUUGCUUGGUGUACAAGGCAUGAAAAAAAGAAAAGUCGUCAUGGUGUACUCUGAAAGCAGAAAUCAGUGUAAUAAGUAAAUAUUAUGCACAAUAAUUAUACACAAAUUUUGAAGCCAGUAUGCUCUAGAAAAUCUUUACGCCUAAAUGUAUCCUGGAGUGACUUUGUUUUCACAUUAUACACGUAGUCCAAUCUGCAACAAUCUCUCCAAUCUCAGUUCCCCACUAAUGGCUGUCUCCAACACUCUCCAAAUGACAUUUAGAGUGGGAGUUCUGUAGGGGUCAGCCAGUGAAGCUUUCUGUAGAGAUUGAUGUCCAGAAUUUUUACAGGUUCAAAGAAUCUGCCGUUGGAUCAUUGUGUGUAAUUUUGUUGGAUCCAGGAAGCUGCUUCUUCAAGUUGUCGUUGAGUUGGGGUGACAAGUAUCUCAUGAUUCCAAAGUUUCAAUGUUUAAGGUGAAAACUAUGUUUAAGCAUGUGUUCUUUAAGAAUUGGGUAAAAAGGUACAUUAACUCGUCUGGCAAGGUCACGUGCAUCCCAUGUCUCCAUAAAAGGUAACUGACGUCUGACCAAACAAACUAGUCAAUAUCUUUAUUAAUUUCUCUAGAAAUGCCAAAACGUCUGUCAGUUUACGUCCAUGUAGCUCAGAGGUUUCAAAUCAAUACAACUCUUAGUUGAAAUAUGUAAGAUUUCAUCACAGAAUUUACUAUUUCUGACAUCCUAGUUGGGUGCAGGAUGUACGUGUACAUGUAUACAAGAAUUAAUCAAUGUAAGUUGCAUAAAGGUUCUGUCUACCGGGUUUGUCAGAUACACAAAGUAAUAAAAAUGAUUGAAAGUGUGCAGUAGUGUAAAUCUUAUAAGAUAUGUAAAUUGUAAAAAAUAGAUACUUCUAUUGACAAAAAUAUAUAUGUGAUUUUGUUUUUAUGUACUAUGUUGAACAAAGAGUUCUAUAUGUGAGGAACAUUUAAAAAUCUGGCAGCUAAUAAGUUAUGAUGAACUGUGGCAUAUUAUUAUUGACUGUAAGUGCAAAAAUUGCAACUAAAAGUAAGAAGGAUGGAAAAAUUGAGAGUAGGCUUUUUAUUUGAGACAGAUCAAGUGAGGUACUGGAUCAUGUGUCAAAGUACAGGUUAAUUUUGAAGUCAGUGUGAAGCCUGAAAAACUUAUUGGUUGAUUGCAUGAAUUACACCGCAAUAUUCAUCUUUUUUUCCAUUGAAACACUCAGUACUGUGACAAAUAUCCAUACUCUCACAUCUUAUGCUCACAAAAUUUCCAGAUUUUUCUAAAGGUGGCCCCCCUUUCCUUUUUAAUUGAGUUUGUUUAUAGAACUUUUGUCAUCAUUAACAUUCAAACUUGUUAGUUUUUCCUGUCGCUUCCCUGGGUUUUGAAAGAACAAUUUUUUGUGUUUUUUUUUAAUAACAUGAAGCAAAUUUGACAAUCCAGCUGCUCUUUGCAGUUUGACCAAUGGAUGACAGUGUAAAUCUGUGAGGCAGUGGUAAUGUAGGCCUACAGAUAGUAUGACCAGUGUGACAUUAAAAGUAUAUUCCAUACAUGUACCCUGUAAGAACCGUACAAUGACCUACAGUACCCCUUACUUGCCCUGAAGGGUAUGUGUUAGAAAGCUGUCAGCUGGAAAGAAAAAAAAAACGCUUGCCGUAACCUGCCAGAUUCAUGUGUAUUUCUUGAGCUCGGUUGUGGUUGUUGGAAAGCCAGCGUCAACAUGUACCCCCCCGUAGCUGUAUGCAUGUGGGUAUUAUGUUCCUCUGCACAGCACCAGUUUCAUGUACUGCUGAAAUGGGUUAGAAUAACACAGAUCCAGGUGAAAUUUCCUGGAGGCUUUGUACUCCAUCAAAGGAUUAAGUCCCCAAUCCCCUCCUCCCUCCCCCCCCACCAUGUCUGACAAGGCUGGCCACUGAAUUGACUUCUCUGAUUCCGAUUGGAGAAUGGGGCUGUGGAAGAUUGUGGUUUAUCUGGAGCAAAUGUAUUGUGUGUCUAGUGUAAAUGUUGCAACUCAAGGAGAUAAGGACGCAAACAAGAGUGGGAGGGGAAAGGUUAUGAGUGUUUGUGUUGGGCGGUGUGCUUGGGUGUUAGUGUGAGUCUCCAUGUGGAGAGAGUGUUGAGGACAGAGAGUUUAGGCUCAUCACGCAAAGUGAGUUUACAGACAUGUUGCUAGUUCUGUCAGGGUGUAUCAAUGCAGCAACUGGUCUGCAGGAGAGGACGCUGAAUAUCAAUGUAAAUUAGAAUCAACUCUCCACCCACCUUCCCUGGCAAAGUUCAUGCUCAGAGCAUUUUUCAAGCACAAUGAAAGUUUGUGAUAUCAAACACCUUGGCACAAGCGUUAAACCCCAGUGCUUUGGUUAACCUGACCCAAUCAGAUGGCCUCCCGAGAGCGGAUGCCCGACAAAGAGAUGUGUGGGAAGGACGGAAGAGCCAGAGUAGAGUGUCGAGGAGAUAAAGAAAGAAUGAAUGGCCAGAGAGAUGAUGGAAUUGUAUUAGGAGGGAAUUUGGAGUUAGAGGAAAUUUCAAAAGAAACUGAAAGAAGGUUGUAGAGUAUCCUAGGUUCCAUUAGUGCUGAGAGUUUGGGUAAUAAUGGAUGCAGAAUUCUCUCACUUUUACUUUUUGGGGGAAGGUAGGUCGAGGACUGUGAGAUAAUAACAUUGGUGUUUGCAUGAGAAGGAAAACCUUGACACUAAAGUUAAUGUAGGAUGUACAUGUACAAUGUACUUGAUAUUCCAGUCUGUGGUUUAGUAAUCUAUCCAGACAUAUAUAUUAGCAGUAUCUAUUAAGUGUGCAGAAUGCAUUGCUCAGUGUGUGGAACAGCAAUUUCAAGUCAUUUUCAGACAAAUGAUUUCAGGAAGCCUGUUUUUUUUUCUCGUAGUUCACUGUUGCCAGUGUAAAUGUCACCAAGACACUAAGUGCGCCUCUUCUACUGUUUGCCCAUGAGUGAUAAAUUUGUUUAAAAACUCGCCACUGGUAGGGUACAUUGUUUGAAUGUUAAUAAAACUCUAUGAUGUGGAGAAUUGUA